AUGUCGUCUCCAGUAGACGAGCAGUUUAACACUGACUCGUCCAUUCAGACGUUUACUUCUUCUUUAAUUUUCAAUACAUCUAUUUCAGUUGCGGUAUUUGUUGCUUUCGAUAUUUUAAGGAAACGGAAUAAAAAGGUUUAUGAACCUCGAACUUACCUGGUCCCUGAAAAGAAAAGGUCGGAACCAUUACCAUCAGGACUUUUUGCAUGGGUUCUACCGGUUCUAAGGGUUUCCGAUGAGGAAGUUAUAAGGCGAAUAGGUCUUGACUCGUUUAUGUUUAUAAGAUUCAUGGGAAUGUUUAUGAAGUUAUUUGGUGUCUUUAGUAUCUUUGGAACGAUCAUUUUACUACCACUUGAUGCUAAAAAUCAAAAAGGUGGCGCUGGCUUGGAUCAAUUCACUCUUGGUAACAUUUCCGACAGUAAGAGAUUAUGGGCUCACUUGAUUCUCACAUGGUUAUUCAGUUGUUCUACGAUGUAUGUACUAUAUUAUGAGUUGCGUACAUUUGUUCGCUUGCGCCAUGAAUAUCUCACAACUGACGAACAUCGAGAUUCUCCACGGGCGACCACUAUAUUAGUUGUCGGAAUUCCAAAUGAUAUGAAUAAUACUAAAACGUUGAAAACUUUAUUCGAUAUAUUUCCGGGUGGAGUAAAGCGCAUAUGGCUUAAUAGGGAACCAUCUAAACUUGUAGGUAUCGUAGCUGAUCGAGACAAAUUAGUGAAUGAAUUAGAAGGUGCCGCUACAACAUACAUAACGCAACAUGCAAAGAAUUUAGCAAAAUCACGAUCCAAAGAAUCUAAUGCCGAAAAUGGAAGCAGCGCACCGAGUACAACACGUCCACAACACCGUAAAAUACCAAUUAUAGGAAAAAAGGUUGAUUCCCUGGAAACAUAUCGUUCUGAUUUAAGCAACUUAAAUCAACAAAUUUUAAAUUUACAAAAAGACCCUAAUGCUUUUAAACAAUUGAAUUCAGCUUUUAUACAAUUUAAUAACUAUAUCGGAGCUCAGUUAGCUGCUACUUCUACGGUUCCAAGGUUAACUGAUAUUGCCCCCGAUGAUAUUAUUUGGGAAAAUUUGAAUUUGAAGAGUAAUCAAAGAAUGGUCAGACGCUUUAUUAGUCUAGCCGUUGUUGUUGCUCUUGUAUUACUUUGGAUUUUUCCAGUUACAUUUGUCGCGUCUAUAAGUCAAUUGGAAUCAUUGCAAAAACUUCCAUUCUUGAAAAAUAUUAUAGGGGGUCUUCCAAAAGUGGUCUUUGGUAUAAUUCAGGGUAUUUUACCAGCUUUAGGAUUAGCGACAUUGAUGUUUAUAUUGCCAAUAAUUUUAAAAUUUUUGUCGAGAUUCGAAGGAAUUGUUACGUAUUCAUCAGUUGAUCUUAGCUUGCAGAGCAAAUAUUACUUCUUUUUGGUUGUGAAUGUACUAUUAAUUUCAACAUUCGCUAAUGGUAUAUUUACGGCGUUGCCAAAUCUUAUUGAGAACCCAACACAAGCAAUUGACAUUUUAGCGGUAAAUCUUCCACUAGCUUCAACAUUUUUCCUUACCUACGUCCUUCUUACGAUAUCAUCUAGCGCUCUAGAAAUAUUUCAAAUUGCACCUUUGAUUUCGGACAUUAUCUUUAGGAAACUUUUAGCUAAAACUCCUAGAAAAAUUUGGCAAUUGGAACGAACGAUGUUAUUUAAAGAUUGGGGAACGGCUUUCCCUCCACAUAUAUUGAUAGCCUGUAUAGGUUUCGUAUAUUCUACAGUACAGCCAUUAAUCCUUCCAAUCGUUACCUUACAUUUUAUGGUUCAUUACUUGGUUUAUCGUUAUCAGUUCCUUUACGUAUACGAACAGCCAACUCAAACGGGAGGAUUAUUGUUUCCUAAGGGAGUUUAUCAAAUGUUUACAGGGAUUUAUAUAUUCCAAUUAACACUUACUGGAUUAAUGUUCCUUAAAGGCGCUGUCGUGCAAGGCAUAUUGUGUAUUAUAUUAUUAAUAACAUCGCUCAUAGUUUUAGUAGCCAUGCGAAAGAUCUUUAAACAUAAUCCAAAGGCCGAAUUUUUACCUGUUGAUUUGACGGGUAUAAUUGACAUGAAAUCAAGAAAGGUUUUGGUAGGAAAUAAUCUUUGGUUACCUGAUGAUCAAAAUGUUUCAGAUGAUUUUAUAAAUGAAUUUCAUAAUGAUGGAAUUAAUGCUACAAAUCAAGGUGCAACCCUUAAUGAAAAAAGUAAAGUUGUAAUCGAUAAAAAUAAAAUCCCUUUAGAUAUUCAAGAUGAUAAAUAUGCCAAGCAAAUGAUGCAAGAGAAAACACAAGAAAAUAAUCAUGGUGGCCCGAUUCAAAAUGUUGCUGGUACAAGUAAAACUCAUAAUUAA
Messenger RNA from Funneliformis geosporum, 2346 nucleotides. The record is from the annotation of a GenBank genome assembly. NCBI's taxonomy places the organism in Eukaryota, Fungi, Glomeromycota, Glomeromycetes, Glomerales, Glomeraceae.